AUCAUCAAUUCAAAAGCGCGCUCAAAGUUCGUUACAGCGUCCGCGGAUUAUGGUUUCCUUUUUCUCAUGUAAAAAUUUGUGAUAACAUUCCCUCUCGUGUGUUUUCCUCCAAAUCUAAACCAUUCGUUUCAGUUAAUUUUGGAGCUCACCUUUGCACCUAUAAUGAAGACUACCAACAAAGCUGAGCAAUCUACAUCAACAGCCAAGAAAGCCCCAGUGAAAGGUUUUCGGAAACUGCUUCAACCUUUGCAAGUGUCGGCAACAGACAAAGAAAAUUUGGUCGGUGCAGGUCGAUCCGCUCCCCUUAAGGACGUUCUGGAAAAGCCUGGCUCUAAACAGAAGGAAACCAGAGAGAUUGAAAAGCCUGCCAAAACAACCAUCACAAUUGAUAAACCCGUCAAAUCUGCUAUCACAAUUGAAGAUUUGACCUCAGAUACUCCUAGUGCGAACUACUGGGAACUGAAGUGCAAGCAGCUCACCAAAUCUUUAGAAGAAACACUGACUGAAAACAGAGUCCUGCACGAACGGAUCAAACUUUUAGAGGAAGAAAAUGAGUUGUGCAAGCAACAGUUGUACGAAACUGCUGAAAUCGUCACUUGCCUAACUGAAAUCAUCAACGAACCGAAUGACCAACGACCAGAAAACGAUCAGAUGAACUGAAUUUACCUUUCUAAAAUGUUAGACUCAUUUGUAUUCAUGAACGGCAAUCUUUAUCUUGUAGCAAGAUUUUGUUUUUGUUUCUCAUUAUGUAUGCUCAUUUACUUUUAUACAGGAAACAUCAUUUUUAAGAAAUUGUGUUUUGAAAGGUUUUUUUUCUCGCCCAUGUUCUCUGCCAAUACGGAAUUCUCUUAUAUCACUUUUGAGGUUUCAAAGCUUCUGUAGACUUUUCCUCUUCUUAUGUACAAAAAUGUAGAAUUACCAGUAAAAUGCAAAACCUCCAUGUCACCUAAGCAUCAUCUUUUCCUCGAUCUCUCACUUUUUUUUAUUUGCGUACAAAACUGGCAUAUUGUUUUGAGUUCUCUCUUAUUUCUGGUCAAUCCUCCUAUACAGUGGUAGAGACUUCUUUUCAAAGGGCGGCUUGUUAUGUUUUUGUAAGAAACUAUGUUCAGCAGACUCAGAUCUACCCUCAAAUCAAGUGAUCUUCGUUGCUUCCUUCGAGCUGAUGAAGCAGAAAGUUUUAAUUUUCUUGAUUUGUUCUAUCAGUGUUCGAACAUCUCCUGGGCUUGAUUCCUCUAAUAUUUCAAUCCUUCUAUACCAAGUCAAGAAAUUUCAAAACAUAAUUGUGAAGGGCUCCAGAAGGAGGGCUAGCAAUGAUUCAGGUAAGCUUUUUUCUCCAAGAAGCAGCUAUCUGGACAAGCAGCAAAGACGCUGAGAACAUAGCUACUUGCUUGUCUAGAUAAGAAUUAGAGAAACGAACUUGUCUUUGUUUUAGGGGCUUUCCCUCCGGAAUCCUCCUCAAUUCAUCGUUUUCUGCUUGAAGGAACAAAUCUUGUUGGCGCUAUUUUAGUGUUUAUACGAAUUUUUUUUCCCCCCUCUCCAGUGGCUAACCAUUGUACGAGUUUAUCUGAAAAUUUCAGCCUUUUUUUUUUUUUUUUUUUUGCAAGUGUAAGAAAUAAUCAAAGGAAAGGUCAGGUAAAUUCAUGUGAUGGUUCUCCUGUAAAAAAAUAAAAUUUCACUGAAAAUUCUAAAUUAGUGCAAUCGAAAUACGCAUAUGUUCCUUUGUGCAGGAGACAGCAUAUUGCAGUCAACUUUUGCUGGGGGUCGACCUGAGUCCUUUUAAUGGAGAUUGAAAAAUCUUAAACUCCUUAAGUGAGCUUUUAGGUAACUCUUAAUGUGUGCAUUUGUUCUGUAAGCACAUCUCUGUAAAAUCAUUUAAAGUUUUCACCUCCUAAAAUAAUUGUAAUUCCCAUCUGUGUGAGAUAUAAGUAUUUUUAGAGUUCAGAAGACAUGGCCUAAGGAUAUUUUAAAUAGAACUAGUUUUUUAAUAAUUGUUGAAGUUUUAAAUUUUUUUAAUCGAUUUAGCUUUUAACUUCUUUUUACUUUUUUACUGACUUCUUUCAUCACUGCUCAUUGAAUUAGUAUGUAUGUGUGAAUACUUUGUAUACUGAGCUCAAGAUGAUAAUAAUCUUAAUUUGUAAAGUUAAUUUUUUUUCUCGUAAUAAUACUAAUUGUAAGCUAGCUUAUAUCGUUAAAACAAAGUCAUAUGUAUCUCUAGUUUCUCGCUUUGUUGGUAAAAAUUCAAAGGUACAACAUUGAGCAAGUUUACCAUUAUGUAGUUAUAAAUGACCAAAGCUUUGUAAGUUAAACAGUAGCCAACUCAACCAGUUCGCCUGAAGCCAUUCAUUUAUUCCUCAGGGCCUGCAUAUAUUGAGGUGCAAAGUGCGCAAUGUUGCUAUUUUGGAAAUUACCUCCCUAAAUUUUGUUUCUUCUUUUGUGGCAACAAAUAAAAUGGCUGUAAAACCCAUGGCAAUGCUGAAACUUAUACUAAUGAUAAAAUCUGUUUGUCAUGGAGUUAAAAUCUACCUACAAUUUGAUGGACAAGUGACAAUUUUCUUUCUUUGAUUUUAAGCUAUGUUCUAGCUAUCAAUCGAUGAGGGAAUGUCACCAAAUUUUUGGAACUAAUGAAAGCUCAAUAUGUACAUCAAAUCUUUUCUUACAACAUAAUACACCAUCAUUCAUUGCUUGAAUUCCUGGAUUAAUUUUUUUUGUCAAUUUCAUUAAAGCGAUAACUUCUGAAUGUUCUGUUUUUUCCUUGAGACAACUUGUGAGAAAUUUGUUUCAUAAUUUUAACUCUAAUUCUUUUUGUUCUGUGCUCCUGUCAAUAAAACUACAGUAAUUUUUCAAGUUAUAAGAAA
This is a messenger RNA of Bemisia tabaci, 2855 nucleotides long. The record is from RefSeq and is a predicted model, not a curated record. NCBI's taxonomy places the organism in Eukaryota, Metazoa, Arthropoda, Insecta, Hemiptera, Aleyrodidae.